Molecule: messenger RNA, 3548 nt
Organism: Pygoscelis adeliae (Adelie penguin)
Lineage: Eukaryota; Metazoa; Chordata; Aves; Sphenisciformes; Spheniscidae
Gene: ARHGEF7
Product: Rho guanine nucleotide exchange factor (GEF) 7
Exons: 21
Coding region: 228-2567 (779 amino acids)
Biological process (GO): intracellular signal transduction
Molecular function (GO): protein binding; guanyl-nucleotide exchange factor activity
Source: RefSeq, a predicted model, not a curated record
CUGCCCUGCUGCUGCUUAGGCAGCUCCACUAGCCCUGCAACAGGAGGAGUGGUCAGUCACCUGAGCCUCGUCCCUGCUUCCUGGAUAAAGUCCUAUGCCUGCUUUUUCAAAAUGGGUUUUAUAAAUGGUGGAGGAUCCUGGAUCACAUUAUUGCAGGUGCCUGGGAGAGAGGGAGAGAUCCAGCCCUAGGCUCCUUUUUAACAGUAUUUGUACUGGCUGAAAUCAAAAUGACUUUUGAUGCAAAUGACCUGUAUCAGGGACAGAAUUUCAGCAAAGUUCUCAGCUCUCUCGUGGCUUUAAAUAAGGUGACUGCAGACAUAGGGCUGGGCAGUGACUCUGUAUGCGCACGUCCCUCAUCUCAUCGGAUAAAAUCUUUUGAUUCUCUGGGAUCCCAGUCUUUACACAGUAGAACUUCAAAACUCUUUCAGGGACAAUAUCGGAGUUUGGACAUGACAGAUAACAGCAACCAUCAGUUGGUGGUGAGAGCAAAAUUUAAUUUUCAACAGACAAAUGAAGAUGAACUUUCUUUUUCAAAAGGAGAUAUUAUUCAUGUUACAAGAGUGGAAGAAGGAGGCUGGUGGGAAGGAACUCUAAAUGGCAAAACAGGGUGGUUUCCAAGUAACUACGUACGAGAAAUAAAAUCAAAUGAAAAACCGGUCUCCCCCAAAUCAGGUACAUUGAAGAGUCCACCUAAAGGCUUUGAUACGUCUGCAAUUAACAAAAGCUAUUACAAUGUGGUGCUACAAAAUAUAUUAGAAACAGAAAAUGAAUAUGCUAAGGAGCUACAAACAAUGCUUUCAAACUACCUGCGACCAUUACAAGCCAGUGAAAAGUUAAACUCAGCAAAUACUUCAUACUUAAUGGGAAAUCUAGAAGAAAUAAGUUCUUUCCAGCAAAUGCUUGUACAGUCUUUAGAAGAAUGCACCAAGUUGCCUGAAGCUCAGCAGAGGGUUGGAGGAUGUUUUCUAAAUUUGAUGCCACAAAUGAAAAGCUUAUACCUUGCAUACUGUGCCAACCAUCCAUCAGCAGUAAAUGUUCUCACAGAACACAGUGAGGAGCUAGGAGAAUUCAUGGAGAUGAAAGGUGCCAACAGCCCUGGGAUCCUUGUACUGACCACGGGCCUCAGCAAACCUUUUAUGCGUCUGGAUAAAUACCCCACGUUACUCAAAGAACUUGAAAGGCACAUGGAGGAUUAUCAUCCGGAUCGUCCAGAUAUUCAAAAAUCCAUGACUGCCUUCAAAAAUCUUUCUGCACAAUGUCAAGAAGUACGGAAACGGAAAGAACUUGAACUACAAAUACUGACGGAAGCUAUCCGUUGUUGGGAGGGAGAGGAUAUUAAAACACUUGGCAAUGUGAUUUACAUGUCCCAGGUCAUGAUUCAGUGUGCUGGAAGUGAGGAAAAGAAUGAAAGGUAUCUCCUUCUCUUCCCUAACAUUUUGCUAAUGUUGUCUGCCAGCCCGAGAAUGAGUGGGUUUAUCUAUCAGGGAAAACUGCCAAUGACAGGAAUGACUAUCACAAAGCUAGAAGACAGUGAAAACCAUAAAAAUGCAUUUGAAAUAUCAGGAAAUAUGAUUGAAAGGAUACUAGUGUCUUGUAACAACCAACAAGAUUUGCAUGAAUGGGUGGAUCACCUGCAGAAGCAAACCAAAGUCACGACUGUUGGGAAUCCCACCAUUAAACCUCACUCUGUGCCAUCUCACACGCUUCCUUCCCAUCCAGUAACACCCUCCAGCAAGCAUUCAGACAGCAAGCCAAUACCACUGACUCCUGCGUACCACACUCUCCCUCAUCCAUCACAUCAUGGGACUCCACAUACCACGAUAAACUGGGGACCUCUGGAACCUCCAAAAACCCCCAAGCCUUGGAGCCUGAGCUGCUUACGGCCCGCACCUCCAUUACGGCCUUCAGCAGCUCUUUGUUAUAAAGAGGAUCUCAGUAAAAGCCCUAAAACCAUGAAAAAGCUGCUUCCCAAACGCAAGCCAGAACGGAAGCCAUCAGACGAAGAGUUUGCACUGAGAAAAAGUACAGCUGCUUUAGAAGAAGAUGCUCAGAUUCUUAAAGUCAUUGAAGCAUAUUGCACAAGUGCCAAAACACGUCAAACACUAAAUUCAACAUGGCAAGGCACUGACCUGAUGCAUAAUCACGUCUUGGCUGAUGAUGACCAAUCAAGUCUAGACUCCUUGGGUCGUCGCAGUAGUCUUUCUCGUUUGGAGCCUUCAGACCUCUCAGAAGACUCUGACUAUGACAGUAUAUGGACAGCCCAUAGUUACAGAAUGGGGUCUACAUCUCGUUCCCGUAAAGAAUCAGCUCCUCAAGUCCUGCUUCCAGAAGAAGAAAAAAUUAUUGUAGAAGAAACUAAAAGUAAUGGUCAGACUGUUAUAGAAGAGAAAAGCCUUGUUGACACAGUAUAUGCAUUAAAGGAUGAAGUACAGGAGUUAAGACAGGAUAACAAAAAGAUGAAGAAAUCACUAGAAGAAGAACAAAGAGCUCGCAAGGACUUGGAGAAGCUUGUUAGAAAAGUUUUAAAGAACAUGAAUGAUCCAUCUUGGGAUGAAACCAACUUAUAACUAAUUUUUUUUGCUCCCCCCCUCCCCUUCUUUCUAUUGAAAGACCAGUUGUAAAACUGAGCUGGGAAGCCUUCUGACAUUAGUCAGUGUUGCAUCAAGAGCACUACAAAACAGGAUUUAACUGGAUCUAGUGAUUUCUUGCUCUGAACAUAUAGAAAAGUCAAGUCAUUUACUGAAGCAAUCUGUACUUUAAGUGUGGAGACCAUGGAUCCUGAACUCUACUAAACUUAAUUUGUUUGCAUCUAAAUUACCUCAUUUUGCAGAAAGUGCAGCACCUGACUAAAAGUCCAUGUUUUUCAGUGGCUUUUUAAUUAAAUAUAUAUUUUUCUUGUAAAUAUCUGUAAUUUUGAAUGCAUAUGUGAUUGAUGUAUCAGGGCUGAUGUUAUUUUUUUUCUCUUGUUAUUAUAAUGGUCACAAGUGUUAGAAAUGAUGGCAGUACUGUCUUACCUAAGAAAGGUUAGAGUUCUUUGUGGAUAAUUAUGGAUUUGUUCCAAAUUACCCACUCAUCACACAUGCAAAUUUAAAAACUUAUUUUUCCUAUUGACCACUGUAUUUAAAUCCUUUACUGUUAUUUAUGUCUGUGCAUACAUUUUUAAACAGUUUACAAUUCUUUAAGAACAGUAUUAAAAUACAGAAAGCUGUUUAUUGACAGUAGAAACAAUUUUUAACAAAACUAAUGCCCAUGAUUUACGUUCACGUACACUUGUUUGGCAGACUAAUCUGUUGUGCUUUGGCCACCAAAAGACUGAUGUACUUGCCUGCUUUUUAUGACUGUGAUUUUUAGGUGUUUACGUACUACAUUUUCUAUUGUUGUGCUUAAACAUACAGCUGGCUGAUAAUUUAAUAGAUCAUACAGUUUGUUAAAGCAAAAAAAUCAAUAUAAUCCAGAAUUUUGUGAAUAAAUUGUUGCUAUUUAUAUUCUGUGGUCACAACAAUUAAAUUUUAGCUAACCUUUAUGCAUAAGACACAUGGGCUAGGCCA